Messenger RNA from Osmia lignaria (orchard mason bee), 4275 nucleotides. RefSeq lists its product as uncharacterized. NCBI's taxonomy places the organism in Eukaryota, Metazoa, Arthropoda, Insecta, Hymenoptera, Megachilidae. Gene Ontology annotation, cellular component: nucleus. Gene Ontology annotation, molecular function: protein binding; RNA binding. Gene Ontology annotation, biological process: alternative mRNA splicing, via spliceosome. The record is from RefSeq and is a predicted model, not a curated record.
ACUACACGUAACGCGUUGUUUGCAGUUGGGUCGCCAUAUUGUAUAUUUUAACGCGGGUCACUGGCGCGUGUAUGGGCUUUUCGUGAGGUUUUCUGUUGAAUAAAACUGCGUGGGCUAAAAGAAACCAUAAAGUAUCACGCGCAAUGGAUCCGGAAAAGUUAAAAGUAGUUGAUUUACGGAUGGAACUCUCUAAGCGUGGACUCGAUACGAAAGGCGUCAAGUCAGUGCUUGUUGAGAGACUUCGCAAGGCGAUAGAUGAAGAAAAUGAAAACCAAGAAGAUCAAGGGAAGACAAAUACAAAUGCAGAAUAUGAUGCUAUGAGUCAAGAAGAUGAUGAAAAAUCUACGAAAUCAACCAAAAUGCCACAGACACCAAAAAAAUCUAGUAGAUUAUCCAAAGGAUCGCCAGUAACGACACCACGGGAGGAUCCUGCGAUAAAGAAACGAAGAACUACAAGAGUUCCGUAUUCUAGAAAGCAAACAUCACCGAAAAAAUCAGAUCAAAACGAUAUGUCGAGAGAGCCAUCACCCGCGGUAUCAGAGUCCACGUUACUAGAAGAAUCUAGUAGUCAAGAAGAGUCUGCUACGCAAGAAGAAACUUCCAUAGAAGAAGAAACUGCAGUACCAGAAGAAGCAGCAGUGCAGGAAGAAGCUGCGAUGCAAGAAGAGACUGCGAUACAAGAAGAACCUACAGUACAAGAAGAAACUGCAGUAGAAGAAGAAGCCGCGGCGCAAGAAGCUGCGGUACAAGAAGAAACUGCUGUAGAAAAAGAAACCGUUAUGCAAGAAGAAAAAUCUGUAUUACCUGAAAAGAAUGAUCAAAUAGAAACUAAAGAAUCAAUAGCUAAUGUAGAACAAGAAGAUACAAACACUGUGGAAGUUGAAAAAGAAGAAGUAAAAGAUAAUGAUGUUAAAGAAGAUAUUGACAAUGAGAGUAAAAUAAAUAUAUCACAAGAAUCUGUUGUAAAGUCUCCUGUAAAGUGUAGCAAUAUCGUUGAUCCAGCUGUAGAAGGAUCGAAAUAUGAUACAGAUAACGUAGAUCAUAAUCAAAAAGAAGAAAUAUCAGAAAGCUCGGGCAUGGGGGAGGAUGAAAACGUUACACCCAAUGCGCACGAGAAUGAUACAUUGACAGAAAAUGAUAAUGCAUGCGAUAAAACGGAUAACGUGACAAUGGAAUCUGUUGCAGAUGAGGAAAAGGAGGACAUGAAUCCAAUAGAUAAUAUUGAAACUGCAGAACCUGUUUGUGAUACUAAAACUGACAUUCCUGAAACAGAAGAGCCAACAAAUGAUACAGUUGAAGAAGCAGAAGAUACAAUUAUGAUCGAAAGCGAAAAAGCAAAAGAUGACGAUCAGUCAAUGGAUGAAGAUAUUUUACUUAGUAGCGAAAAAGAAGCGGACACUAAUGUCGAUGAUAAACAAGAUAAACAGGAUGUAGAGAUGACAGAAAUAAAACACAAAGAGGAUACAGAUGUAGUCACGAAAGCACGACGUUCGAAGCUUCCUGUCCACAGGGAUAGAAAGCGGAAAAGGUCUCCCAGUCCUUUAGAAGAUCGUCAUGAUUCACCGCCGCCUGUACUAGCUGAAAACGAACCUGAAAUCGACGAUGCUGCUUUAGUCUUAUCUUGGUACGAUUCCGAUUUGAAUUUGGUUAUCGAUAAGGAAGGCUUUUUUACUGCCACACCUAUGCACAACGAUGGAUUUUCACACAUGUGGGCUGGUGCUAGAGCAUCCUAUGGUUUUCUUUGCGGGAAGGUAUACUACGAAGCAAAGAUAGUAGACCAUUGCCCAGUCAAUACAGAAAAUGAAGAAUAUCCGCAUGUAUUGAGGAUCGGUUGGUCCACUCCUUACACAUCCAUGCAACUUGGUGAAGAGAAAUUCAGCUACGGCUAUUGUAGUACCGGUAAAAAAUUAACAGAUAAUCAGUACGAAGAUUACGGAGUUCAAUUUGGUAAAGAUGAUGUAAUCGGUUGUUACUUGGACGCAACGUCGGAGAACAGCGUUGUAUUAUCAUAUACCGUAAACGGAAAAGACCAAGGGAUUGCGUUCAAUAUUUCUAAGGAAGAACUUGGCGACAAGCCGUUAUUCCCACAUAUUUUGAGUAAAAAUUGCAGCUUCGCUUGUAACUUUGGUCAAGAAACUCCAUGGACCGAGGAAAUUUUGCAAGGCUACGUUUCCAUCGGGAACGUAGAACCUCAGUAUAAAAUCCCUGGUCCACGGAGACCAGAGAAGAAAGAAGAAUGCGAAGUGAUAAUGAUGUGUGGAUUACCCGCUUGCGGGAAGACCACCUGGGCAACAAAAUACGCGGCCGAGCAUCCACAGAAAAUGUACAACGUCUUAGGACUUGGCAAUCUGAUUGAUAAAAUGAAAGAUCCAGAGUUAUUUAACAAAGAAGAUUACGAGGCACAAUGGAAGAUACUUAUUCAGAAAUGCACUUAUGCGUUGGACAAAUUGCUGGAAAUGGCUUCUAGUAGAAGACGUAAUUAUAUACUGGAUCAGACAAAUGUGUACCCCUCCGCACAAAGACGUAAGAUGAAGAAUUUCAAUGGAUAUCAGAGGAAGGCGAUAGUUGUAGUUCCACCGGAAGAAGAAUUUAAGUCGCGUACUAGCAAACAUAAGCCGAUCGAAGGCAAGGAAAUCACAGAGUCGAUGCUGUUAGAAAUGAAAGCUAAUUUCAGAGCUCCAGUUGUUGGCGACUCUUUCGAUGUUGUUAACUGGAUAGAGUUGGACCAAGAGGAAGGUACAAAACUUAUAGAAAAGUACAACAGAGAGGGAAAAGAAGCUGGAUAUGGUCAUCAGCAGUCGAGUAAAAUACCGCGAAUCGAUUCGAGAUCAGAAAGUGGCCGUGAACAUCGAAGCGAUUCGCGAAGUAGCCGGGACAACAGGGACAGUCGAGAUUAUCGUGACAGACGAAAUAAUUAUGUUGAAAGAAAUCGUACUCCUCUUUGGCGCGGCGGUGGAGGUAAUAUGCCUCGAAGAGACAGACCACAAAGAGGGCACGUAAGACACGGCGGUGGUGGUUAUGGUCCUCCGAUACCACGAAGAGGAAGAGGGACACCUAUUCCGUCCGUACAUCGUGGAAUGGAUCGUAGAGGUGGUGGUAAUUUGGAUAGAAGAAUAGUAUCAAGUGAAAGAGGUCGUUCUCUGAAUACUCGUCAAGGUGGUGGCUGGGCUCCAGCGUGGAAUUAUCAAGGAUCGCAACAGUCUGGUUGGAACCAAGGAGGUAACUGGUCAAGCGGUCAAUCACAGGGUGGUUGGGGUCAACAAAACAACUGGGGUGGAUCGCAGCAGUGGGGUGGUAACUGGAGGGGUUACGGGCAAAGCUACGCUCAAAGCAGCAGCAGCAGCAGCAGCAGCAGCAGCAAUUAUAAUCAGGGUUAUGGCAAUGGAAACUGCAAUAGUUGGAAUCAGCAGUAUUAUAAUCAGUAUUGGGGCCAACAGCAGCCGAGUGGACAAACAACAACAACAACAACAUCAUCUAGCAGACAGGCUGCAAAUAAACAAUAAUCCGCCGAGAUAUGUUAGGAGAGUGGAAUAGUAAGGGAUUCUAUGAUAAUUUAUAAGUGUUUAUUCUUUUAGGCAGGUAGAAUGGAAAGUGUAAGAACCGCUUCGUUUGACAAUUCCACGAUGGGGGUGUAGUCAACCGCGAGACCGACGAGGAUAUAUGGAAAAUUCCUGAUUAGAGUGUUGUCGAUACCAGGACAUCGGUUUUUGAUGGCACACAAAUAGAUGGACAAGUUUUUCCACGACAAUAUAUUCACAUUUUUCGUUCGUAUAUUUUGCAGUGUACGAAUUCCAAAGUUAUCGCGAUUUUAUAACUCGAUCAAGAAUUUAGAUUUUAUCGAGUGAAGGCACCGUUACACAUGCACCUCAUACAAGUGUUUUGCAUUGCGAAAUGCAAUAUUAAAUAAAUUUUAUUGUUAUUGAUCACCGUUGGUGAUCGAUAAUCGUAAUUGGAUGCAUGUAACGACAAAAAUCUAUUCGUAUUAUAAUACGUAGUUUUUAAACGAGUAAAAGGGGGUAACGUAUAAUAACGUCUUGUAACGAUUUUUGAUUUAAAGAAAAACGAUCAAGAGGAAGAGUUCCACGUAUGGGUACAUUAUGCAGUUAGCUGUUAAGACCGCAACACCUUUGCAAUGAUUUAUCGCUCUCGAAAAAAGACUCGUGUAAAUAUGUACAGAUUUUCAAACGUAUUAUGCGGAACGUUCACUGGAAGUCUGUUUAUACAUUAAUAGCAAAAUACGAUGUAACAAGAAAAAAAAAAAAAAAAAACAAAAAA